UUAUCGACACUCGAUGUUUUUUAACACGCGGUUCUUAUUUAUAUUUACAAACAUCUAAAAGAACAUGCUUGCGACAGUUUGCGAAAAAAGCUAUGCGGCGGAAGCGCGCUAUUCGAACUUUUAUGCCGGUGGCGAUAUCACAUGGAGCGCGGAUGGCCAGUAUUUUUAUUGCCUGAAUGGAGCCUCAGUGCAUCAGGUUGCUGUGCAGACUUCACUGAUUCAGAAAAGCUUCGGUGUGAAUAGCAACUCCUCGACUUCGGCGGCUGACACUAAGAAACCCGUCGAACUGGAUAACAUCGAUGUGGAGGAGGACACGAUUACCUGCUUUGCUGUAUCCCACGAGCAUUUGGUUACUGCCCACCGAAGUGGGCUUCUUCGGCUGUGGGAACUAGCCUCCGGAAAGCUGGUGAAGCUUUGGAAGGCGCAGCACAAAGGUCCUGUAAUCCGCAUUGAGUUUAGCCCUUGUGGAAGCAUAAUCUGCACAAGCGGAGGAGCUGACGCCACGCUGAGGCUAUGGGAUUUUUCGAAUAACAGCUGUGUUGGCGCUCUGAAAGAUUUCCCGGGACCCGCUUGGCUACUGGUAUUUCAUCCCAACGUACUGCGUCGGGAGAUAUAUGCCGUAUGCGCAGAUAACACGAUUUAUGUUUGGAACUACCAGACUAAAAAGCUGCUGCACAAGAUGCGAGGACACAUCUCCAUGGUCACUGGCAUAAGCUUCAAGAACACCGAAGCAGACUGCAAUGAACUUGUUACUGUAAGCCGGGACAAGGUUGUAAUCGUUUGGGAACUGGAGGACCAGAAGCUCGAAAGUAAGCAGCUCAAGGUUCUGCCCCUCUUCGAAGAGCUGGAAGGCGUUAUAUUCGCAGACGAGGGCCGAAAAAUAAUUGCUGCCAGUGGAUCUGGAAAGCUAUUGGAGGUAGACGGCAAGACUUGGCGUAUUCGAGAACUUCUGUCGCAGACGGACUUUCAAAUAAGUCGUCUUCUAAACUGCAGAGAACUAAAGCAACUGGCCUUGGUCACAAGUGAGCAGAAUAUAUUGAUAUACGAUGCAGAAAAUCUAAGCCCCAUUAAGCAGCUGGUGGGCAACAAUGACGAGAUUCUGGACAUGUGCUUCAUGGGCGACAACGAUCGCUACCUGGCCGUGGCUACCAACAGCAAACACUUCAAAUUAUAUGACACGGAACGGGAUAUGAAUUGCCAACUGAUUGUGGGACACACGGACACGGUCAUGUCAUUGGCAGCCUCCCAAAAUCUGUUGAUUUCCGUGGGGAAGGACUGCAGCGUCCGGCUGUGGAGACUGCGACAUGAUCAGGAGUGCUCUUUGGAGCCGUUAUUGCAGCAAGACAACUGCCACACAUCAACCAUUGGGUGCGUGGCCAUGACUCACAACGGAGCCACAGGAUUUGCCUCUGUAAGCCAAGAUGGCAGCAUGAAGGUAUGGCAGUUGGCCAGGGACAAGCAGGAUCGCAAUGCAUACUCCUUCAAUCUGCGUUAUGCAGCACUCUCCCACGACAAGGAGGUCAACUGUGUGGCCUAUGCGCCGAACAAUAAGCUCAUAGCAACGGCCUCGCAGGACAAAACAGCAAAAAUUUGGCUAUCAGAUUCCAAUUCUCUGCAGGGCAUUCUUCGGGGACACACCCGAGGAGUUUGGAGUGUCCGCUUCUCCCCAGUGGAUCAAAUCGUACUCACCUCCUCCUCCGACUGCACCCUGCGCCUUUGGUCGCUCAGCAACUUUGCCUGCCUAAAGCGAUUCGAUCAGGAAUGCACCGUGCUCAGAGCCGAGUUUCUGGAUCACGGCAAGUUCAUCCUCUCCGCCGCAUCGGAUGGCUUGCUGAAGCUGUGGAACAUCAAGACCAACACGUGCCUGCAAUCCCUAGAUGAGCACAAUGACAGGAUUUGGGCUCUGGCCGUUUCCGGAAGGAGUAAUAGAUUCUUCUACACCGGCGGAGCCGAUUCAAAGUUAAUACGCUUUGGGGAUGUGACCCAGGCCACGCGUAACGAGGCUCUUGAUCAGCGCCAGGCCACCUUAGAGCAAGAGCAGACACUCCACUCUUUACUCCAUGCCCAGAAGCAGCUCCAUAAGGCGUUUGUGUUGGCCCUGAACCUGGACAAACCGAAAGCCAGCUACGAUAUCAUCAACCACUUUGUCCGGGAGAGGGAUGAUGAUGGUCUCCGCCAGCUAGUGGACCAGUUGAACGUGGACCAGCGUGUGGCGCUGCUCCAGCAUGUGAAGGCCUGGACCACAAACUCUCGGCACUCGCAGGUGGGCAACCUCAUUCUCAGGCAUCUGAUUGGCGACGCUCUGCAUGAUCCGAAAGCACGCUUUUACAAUAAUGGCAACAUGGUUGAGGUCUUGACACCCUAUGUCCAGAGACACUUCAAGAGGGUCACCGAGCUGAACAAGGAAUUGGCCUUUUUAGAGUUUAUCGUGAAGUGCAUGUAGGGUGUGACAAUAUUUUAACUAGUUUUAAAAUAAUUCUUUUUAAUUAUUUUUAAGAAAAUAAAAUUUACUUACAUAUAC
Molecule: messenger RNA, 2521 nt
Organism: Drosophila bipectinata
Lineage: Eukaryota; Metazoa; Arthropoda; Insecta; Diptera; Drosophilidae
Product: transducin beta-like protein 3
Biological process (GO): endonucleolytic cleavage to generate mature 5'-end of SSU-rRNA from (SSU-rRNA, 5.8S rRNA, LSU-rRNA); endonucleolytic cleavage in 5'-ETS of tricistronic rRNA transcript (SSU-rRNA, 5.8S rRNA, LSU-rRNA)
Cellular component (GO): nucleolus; small-subunit processome; 90S preribosome
Molecular function (GO): U3 snoRNA binding; protein binding
Source: RefSeq, a predicted model, not a curated record